CCCGAGCCAGUGGCGGAGGGAAGCUGUUGGAAUGGCCUCCAAAGGGCAAAGUGAGGGUACAGAGCAUCCAUCUGAGCCUCCUGCAGCUCCUCUUCAGAGUAACAGAACAUUUCAAUGGGGAGCCAUACUCGCUGCCGUGAAAGAUCAGCUGCCUUCUCUGGACUCUGACACCUCCACAUCUGAUUGUGAGAGCGAUGGGGAGCUUUUCAUCUUCCAGCGGGAACAGCCAAACCUCAUUCCUGACCUGUCAGAAGAACUGAUGGAGUUUUCCCUGGAAGACUCAAACCUGCAGCAAGCCCAGGAAACGGAAGGAUGCCCAUGGGGGAGCUGGAAUGGAGAUGUGGAAAGUUCUGGCUUUCAGAAAAAAACAGAUGGUGCCCAAGUCAUCAUGAAAGAAGAUGUACAAAUGAUUAAAGUUGAGACUUCCAGUCUUGCCAGCCAUACUGGAGAAAUUCCAAGCCAAAAGGGAGCUGUUAUUGAAAAAUCUCUUGUAGAUUCCACAGAUCACCUUGAAGAGGAAGAACUGGGCAGGAGACAGGCCAGGGAAGGAGGGAACUCUUGGUUUAAUACAACACUGUCUAUGGAAGAGCUGGGCAGUAAAAAAGAGAGAAGAAAGCUGAUAGAGACAAAGAUACUCUCCAAAAUAAUUCUGGAGCCAUCACCAGGUCACCCAGAGCUAGAUAUUAAGCCUCCCUUGCAUGGUGUUAGCAAGAAUCUAGAAAGAAUUGUGAAGGAGGAAACCUCCUCAGACACCCAUGUUCAAGAACUGACCCAUUUGUCGUUGCAGAAUAUUGAGAAGUGGGAUCUAGACAAGAUUCUUGAGGAGCUGGAGCAGCAGAAAGAAAACACUUGUGCAGAAGUUGCUUUGUCCUCAGCAGAUCAUGGGACCUUCAGGAGUAGGUCUGAAAAUGAGCUGAUGGAAAAGCUGGAAGAGUUGUCUGCCAGGCAUUCCAGGACGGUGCCUCCACGCUGCAGGUGGCCACCAGCCAAGCUCUCCUCCUUUCAAGAACAGCAAGAGAAUAAGAAGGAUGUUGCCUUGCUGUCAUCUUCGUGGAGUUCUGGAAGGAUGGAUGUGAUGAGAUUCCAGUGCCUGCCAGAGCCGGGAACCGUGUACAUAGAUUUAAGAGAUGCUAAACCACACAAGUCAGUAACAUCUCCUGAUGAGGAAGAAAGUGCAAGCGACAGCUCCACUGAAGAAGAGGAGACAAUUAAGGACCAAGCAGAAAGGAGAAUGAGGAAUUGCUCAGGGAAAAGCCGGCUACUGCAACAACUCCGUAGAGCCCGGAAAGAAGCCUCAGAGCUUCUUCCUAAAACAUCUAUCCCAGAUGAAAAACUUGAAGGGAUAAAACAGGAUCCAGAAAGUCCAGAAGAGACAGGUUUCUCUAAAAUAAGUCAAAAGCAAUAUUUUAAAGUAAAGCAAGAGAUAAAUAAAGCAAUUCCCAGGACACUGGUGAGAUUGAAACCAGAGAAAAGAAAUAGCACCUUGACAAACCAUGGGGACAACGGAGCUGACAUAGAGAAAGAAAACAAAAUGGAAGCUGAGAAAGUUCAAAGUUCAGGAAAUGCUCCAGAGUCUCCUCUAACUGCGACAGAAUGGCCAAGGACAGAAGAAAGUAAAAGAGAGCUAUCCCAAAAGGAGGAACAGAUGAAAGAGAGACAGAGGAGACAGAGAUUCCAGGAGCAUCUGGAGAGAUUGCAACCUCAGCAGUCAGUUACUGGAAAGCAGCCCAUGGCAGAGAAAACCCCCGUUUUGUUCCACAUGGAAGCUUCUUAUUUGCCAGAUAUUGACACCCUGCCUGGACCAGAAAGUAUGAAAAAUGAGGUGCUACUUAUGAGCAUUUGGCUGUCGAGUUGUGGCCAAGUAGCUCCGGUUCAGCGCCGGGGGCAGGAACCUGACCUGGAGCUGAGAGCAGCCAACAUCUACCAGGCUUUGGUGGCCUGGCUUCUCUCCCUGGUGCCUCCUGUGAGAGUGAAAGCUGGACCCGAGGCUCCCUUUCGGGUGGUGGGGCUGCAGCAGGCCUGGCAGGAGGAUGGCUUGGCCCUCUAUGCUUGUCUGAUGCCAGCAGAUGAGUCUUCAGCCCAGAACAGCACCGAGGUCCAGAAGAUAAAUGCUAAAGAAGAUCUACAAGGAACAUCCACUUUUUACCAGAAGAUUUCUGCAUUUCUAGCCCAUACACGGCUUCUGGAUGUUCUCUGGUGGAGGGCAGAACUGGCCAAUCGCUUCCAAAACCAGCCGUGUCCGCUUCUUCCUGAAAUUCCCUCUGUCCUGCUCAGUUACAUCGCUGCUGUUAAUCCCCAUCCUCAGGCAGUGGAGAAGGUGUUUGCGGUGCCAGGUGGAUUUUACUGGCAGACAGUCGAAACUGAGGAAAAAUACUUCCCUAACGGCAGCGACAUCCAGGCUUGCAGAGAUACAGACACCGAGGUUGCCAUGGUGCUGCUGUUUGAAACUCUCUUCCAAAGUCCCCUGGCCACCCAUCACACCUUGGAGCUGGUACUUGGUUUGGGGCUGGAUGUGUGUGGGCUCCGUCUGCUCUAUCCCCAGCAGGACAUGCUGCUCUCUAGCUCAGAAAAACUGCCUUCUUCCUAUACUUCAAAGGCUGGUGAGGUGCCACCAGUGCUGGCACUGGGCGUGAGGGGGCCGAAAGCCCGCAGCACCUUGCAGAAUGUCAUGGGGCCAUCUGACCCCCAGCUGGCCAGCGUGACAGACUGUGCUUCCAUCAACGCCAUCUACUGCAGGAGCCAAGAGGAACCUCUUCUCUACCUGCCCCACCUGGAGACUCGUGUGCACAGGGAGCUGUGCCUCUGGUUUGGAGGGAGAGCUGCUGCUGCAGCACCGUGGGCUGGUGUCCUAGAUCCGGCUUCCCAGCGCGACAGCACAGCAAGCUCUCAGAGUCCUUCAUCACCUGGGGCAGAAGCAGAUGAAGAAAAGGUCGAUCUCCAAGGCAUGGUGCUGUCUCGACCUCCAGCGAUGCUUGUCGCAACGACCAAAGGAGACAUAGUUCUGGUGGUGUCGCCUGCGGUGUCUCCUCACGCCUACGGUGACGUGAUCUCGGUCUGUACCCGGCGGGGGUUUCUUCUGCAAGGAGUCAGACGGGUGCAGCUUUCCCCCCAGCAAGGCCUUGAGCUGAGCAUGACAACGAGCCAGAUUGCUGUGUUUUGCCCGAGCAAGAUUUCAAGUUCACCUGGUAGUUCUGCAGGAGGAGAGCUCUCUGCUGACCCACGCCUGCACUGUCUCCUUCUGCUGCUGAGAAAGGAGAAUGCUGCUCAUCACCUUCCUGCCUUGGCAAAAGGACUGACAGGGGAACUGGCCAAGCAAGGCCUUCUUGGCAACGAGCAGAGCAGCCAGCCCGACCCCGCUGCCUGCUUCCACGGGGCUCCUUACACCGAGGCCUUGAUGGAGACACUGGGAGGAGACUUCAGUGUGGUGCCAGACCCCCGUAACAUCCUUCUGCAUCUUUUCUGCAAUCGAACGUACGCUUCCGAUCCCGACAUGGAGCAAGUUGUCAUGCUGGCAGUGGUUGGAAUGGAGGCCAUGAAGAGUGCUGGAGACCUCCUUCACCACAUCCUUCUUCCUGGGGGCAAUAAUCCAUCUCAGAGUGCAGCUUUGCUCCCUGAUAAAGAGGAACAUAAAAUAACAGGAACAUAA
Molecule: messenger RNA, 3646 nt
Organism: Calidris pugnax (ruff)
Lineage: Eukaryota; Metazoa; Chordata; Aves; Charadriiformes; Scolopacidae
Gene: DNAAF8
Product: chromosome unknown open reading frame, human C16orf71
Exons: 22
Coding region: 32-3646 (1204 amino acids)
Cellular component (GO): dynein axonemal particle
Molecular function (GO): dynein complex binding
Source: RefSeq, a predicted model, not a curated record